AUGACACUCUCCAGUCGGGACUCCGGUUGGUUUUGCGUCGGUUGCAAAACGAACGGCCGCCUCUUUUCCGCCGACGCUGCCGUUCUUCUUUGCCGUUCCGAUUGGACCACGAGUGACGAUCACGUCGGCUUCUUCUUCUUUUUUUUUGAAUAUUCUCGAAAGGCUGAGAUGUAUCGAACUUUCUUACAACCAUCAUCCGAUCCUUAGGUCUUCUGACAUCUCCUUUUUUCGAAAAUUUAUCAUUAUGUUGUCUGAGUUACGUCGAACUUUCUGACGGUCAUCAGCAGAUUGUUAGGUCUUCCUGGGACUUGUUUUCCCACUUUUUUUUUCAGAAUUCAUCAACAGUGAGUGGGCUGAGAUAUGUCAAACUUCCUUAUUCACACCGGAUAGAUAGACCAAGCUUUGGCCUACUUAUCUUUAUAUCUCUAUUUUCAAAUUUGACUUCUAGGAUUGCUUCAAAAAAUCUUUCGAUUUGAAUAAGGACAUCAUGACCGUAAUAGGUUUUUUUUAGAUAAUGAAAGUUUGAAAAAUUAGGUUUAGUUUAUUUUUCCAAAACUUCGGAUUUUGAUUCAGAGAACCUGAUAACGUGAAGAAGGGGCUAGAAUCUUCUGAUUUUUUUAUAGGUUAUAUUAUAUAUCGAUUAUUGAUCAUAUUGAUCAUUCAACUCGUAGUUAUCCUGUUUUAUCAAGAAAAAAAGUUGAAAAAUUUUUUGGAUCACUGUUUCAGAAAAAAAUUCGAUCUGAAGUUGUGAAACAACUUUGUUUUUUCGAAAUUGAACUUCGAAAUGUCCUACUAACAAGGGAGGGAUCAUAUCACUUUGCGGUUGGGAACUUCUUGAAAUUUGGCCAGAACACUCCUAGGUGUACCCAAUCGAGACCAUGAAGGCCGCAACAUGCACAACUUCCCGUUUUUGAGAAAUAAGGGUUGAGAGCUCUAAAAUAGCUUAUUUUAACGGAUUUUGAUGCGCUUCUUCCACUUUGAGGCGUCGUUACUCAAAAAUAGAAAUUUGUACAGUUUGAGACUUUCAGAAUUUUCAUUAAGAAGUGUUCCAACCAAUUUUCAAGAAAUUCCCAAUCGCAAAGUAAAAUUACCCUUGUAAAAUAAUUUUAUCAGUGGAGCGCAAAUGUUUUUCAACUUUUUGCCAACUCUCUUUCGCCAACGGAAGGAGUUGUUAUGUACUGAUUAUAUGAGAAAUUUGCCUUUAAGCAAUCAAAGAAGUUUUCACCCAAUAAUGGCUCAGUUUUUCGGCAACUUUCUCGCAAAAUUUGAUCUACCAGUCCUGUCAAUCAACUUUUUUCGCCUCAAUUUUCCCGCCAUGCUGCACCUAUAUCGAUGACUGCCGAUAUCAGCACGCAUGGCGCAACUUGAGGACCUGGAAUAUUCCGGAUUCUCGCGCACCUCUCUUCCGGCACUUUUUUUUGCUCUUUGUUUACCGCAGCAACGGUGCUCUCGCCCCCACUGGACACCCUUCAACCUUGAUUUUUUCUCAGUUUCCUUGUUUUUGUUGGUUUUUGAUAUGAAACCUUUUCAUGAAGGUGUUGAAGAUCGCCUUGAAAGUUUUGAAAAUUUUAUUUUGCGACAAUUUCAAUCAAUUGUCUUGAAAUCAUUCAAUUAGAAGUUUUUUUAAGGGCAGAAGGUUCCCUAGUACUUAUUAUUCAACCCAGUUAUUUGAUGAGAUAGCCCCGAGAACUUGAACUGUUCAUACAGAGUGGGAGAUCGAAAAAUUUGGACCUUAUAAACUUGAAAACAAUUUUUUAAUUUUUUCAUAUCGGAAUAUCUGGAAAACUUCCAAAUUUGCUAGUUUUGAAAACUUUCAUUGAUGAGAUCCCUUUGAAAACCCGAAUUUACCCAUAGAGCGCACAAACUUGAUACUUCUGGCCGUUUUGAACUGAUGAUUUGUUUUCUUUUUUUUUUAUUCGAAGCUUAAGAAUUUGAAAGAACUUUUUCGAAAGUAGUGUAAAAGUUUUGAGAAACUUUAUUCAUGGAAAGCAUACUUUUGGACUUCCGGUUUCCGAAAAAAAUAGCUCAAAACUUAAAAUCUAAGUAGAAGUUUAAAAAUCUUUUUUAAAAAAAAGUUUUCUUCUAGAUUUUCUUGUUAAUCGACUAACUUUUCUGCCGUUUGGAUUUUUUUUCCUGUUCAUUUUCUCUUCUUCCCCUGAAUUCAGUUAGAUUGAUCAUACUAAAGUCGAGAUUUUGCAGAUGAAUCUGGAGAAGAACUGAACAAACUACUCGUUUUGCUGUUGGGCUGUGCGAUACAGAGCGACCGAAAACGGCUGUUUGUCGACCGGAUCACCAAACUCGACGCAAAAGUUCAGAUCGGACUUGCUAGUCAUAUUAAGAAGGUGAGAAAGAUUAUCCUGCUUUGAUAGUUUUAGUGAAAAUCUCAUUUUUUCCUAGUUUUUUUCAAGUAGAGCUUUAUUUGAAAUUCUAUUCUGGAAUAGUUGUCUUAUUAUCAAAUUUCGUGAAGAGCUUUCUAGUGGUACAUUUUUGCAAUAUGAGUGUUCAAUAUCAUAAUUAUUGAUCCUUUCAUUUUUCAGUUGACUGAAGGAACCUCCAUCGUCGUCAGCGCUUCUGAAGCCGACCGAUUUGAGGUCUUCCGACAUUUGGAAAGAGUUAUGAGGGAACGCGACGCUCUGGUGGAGAUAGCCUCGAUUGAUCAGGUAAGGAGGAAGCUUUCAGCAUUCCAGUGAAUUAACUUUGAUUUUGAAAAUCGAGCUUUUUUUUGAAAGUUCUGAAAAACUUUUUUUCCCUGUAUUACUUCCAACGACCUUGGUUCUGGAUGAAAAAUAAAUUUGCCAUUACGUUUUUGAAUAUUUUUUAUUGCUGUUUUAGCGGGAGUUACCUUUUGAAGUACAAUAAAACAAAGCAAAAUAAAUAGAUCCAGUGAAAAAAUCAAAUUGGAACAAAGCGACAAAUAUUGAAUUUUCCAAAAAGAAAGUUUUUUUUUGAAAAAAGAGAAGCUUGAAAUUCGAUUUUGAAGAAAGAAGAUUAAAAUUUUCUUAUUUUUUCCGAUCUUUUUUUCAAAUUCUAAGAUGUUUGUCCCAGGAAAGCGACGAAGGGAGCAGUACAACCGCCGCCUCUUCCCUAAAUGGAGAUCUCCCGCCGAAACGCAGAGACUUUAUUUAUGGUGAAUUUAGAACUAAAUUUCGGAAAAUAAAUAUUUUUUUCCAGAACGCCGAUCCCCGUCCCCUUCAUCAUAUGAACGUCACACCAACGUGGAAAUCGCCGAGGCGAAGUCGCAAAUCAGAAAAAUUGCGGAAAACAACGUAAAAUUUUGCUUUUUGAUAGAUUGAAGUUCAUUCAUUACUACCUAGUCGUUGAAAGAAUUACUGUAGAAUUCUCAUAAUUAAUUUUUUUGUUUGUAUAUUCUCACGUUAAAAAGUAGUCAGGUAGGCUUUUCUUAUGAAAACUUUCAUUUUCCAAUUUUUUUGAGCAAGGAAAUAGCUGUAAACACUUCGAAGGUUCGGUUUUUCGAAAAAAAGAUUUUUUGAUACUAUCAGCUAAAUACUAGGAAAAAAUGAGAUAGUUUUAGAGAAAUUUACGAUUUUUUCCUUUUUGCGAUUAGCCACACAGGUGAAUUUGGUUAGAUGAGAUUAUUUUAAAACCGUCUGACUUGUCUGCGCUCUCUUUCUCUCACCUUAAGGGUAGAAAGAAAUAAAAUUAACACGUAGAACAAAGAGAUUGCAGACACACCAAACGGCUCCAAGUUAUAAGGAAAAUAACACGGGGAAACUAGAGGGUGCAGACAGGCUAGAUAGUUUCAAUUUAAAAGGAAAAUAGAAUAAAGUUUAGACUGAUCAGCCUUUUUUUUUGUCGUAGGAAAACUACUUAGAAUUGAGAGAGCUUAGAGAAACCAGAGUCUCUGAAAUCACUCCAAAAUCUUUAAGAGAAAAUUUUCCAGAGAGGAAAAAGACGACGAGAUUCACGAUUUGAAGUAUGAAUUGGAGGAGAAGGCGGAAUUGGUUUGAGAAUUUUGAACGAAUUUUCCAAAAAUCUCAAUUUUAGAUUCAUAAAUUGCAAGAGGAAAGAUUGGAAUUGAUAAAGGAUGCCAGGGCCGCCAAGGACUACCGAGACGAGUUGGACUGUGUCCAACAUAAGGUUUCGAAUUUCAUGAUGAUAAAAUUUUAAUAUUCAUGUUCAGAUCACGAAAAUGGACAAAAUCGAGUCGGAGAACGCGAAAAUGCGGGAGAAGCUCAACGAUUUGGAGUUUUUCAAAACGCGAUCGGAGGUGAUUUUUAGAAUUUUAUAUAAAAAAGGAGAUCGCUUGGAAUAGAGCGGUUGUGAAAUUGUAUAUUUUAUUAGGUCUCCAGAAUUGGAAUUUUAGUAAUCACAGCUUUCUUGUUAAACUGUUAAAUGCUGUCAUGAGGCUUUAAAAUCAUCAUUUUUCUCGGGAUUUUUUUUCAUUUGUAGUCCUCUUGAGCAUUUUUUUUAAAGGAGCAUAACUUCAUAAAUGUCUCGAGGCGAACAGCCGUUUUCAAUAUUAGGUCGUGCGAAACUUCGCGCCUCACCUCAGAAAUUAUUUUUCAACACGUUUCAUCACUCUACACUGUCAAAAUUCGAAGUGAGAAAAACGGGUGCAAAAAGGGAAUGACUGCAAAAUGGUCGCUAAAAGGGCGGCCUUUAUUGAACCUUUCAUUCUUGGUAGGCUAAAAAGCCUCAAAAAAAUGUUUAAAAAGGAUGAAGAAAAAGUGAAGACCGAUGAAAGAACGGAAAAAAGCAGUAAAAAGGAAACCGUUGUCACCCGUUUAGGAACAAUUUAUGAAAACCUUCCGCACCCAUGACGGACGCUCAAAGGGCCCCUAAAGGGUCUAAACGUCUAUGUAGAGUAUCUCUCAAAAUCUCAAAAAUAAAUGUUUUGAUUAGACUGUAGCUUUUAGAGUUUCAGUUUGAAAUAGUUCCACAGUUCAUCCACUUAACUUUUUCGAAUUUGAGAUAAAAUAAAUUGUUUUUCUCUGCAUAUUAUUCGUAAGUAAGAGAAACAAAACGUCCAAGUUUUUUAUUUGUGACUAAAUCUUCUUGUUCAAGCCGAAACUUCCUCCUCCUCAUUAUUCAUUUUGGACUGUAAUGACCACCCAAUGUCGUAAAUAAAGGGCCGCCGAAUGUGAUUUUUCUUCUCCUUCUUUUCGUGCCGUUCGUGUUUUUGGAAGGCGCCAUUCUCUACCGAUUCAUCUUAUUCGUUUGCCUUCCUAAUUCUGACUAAGUUGCCCUAUUUGAAGACGAUGUUCACGUUUUCCAUGGAGAAUGUGAGGCUUUUUGAUAGAAUUUUACUUGGAAGCCUGUCAUUCCUAAGUUAGAAAUCAAAUUUUUUUGGAGAAACAUUGGACCAUUGAAGGAUUACAUUGUAGAACUUAAUUGGCCACUAGAAUUUCUAGAACUGUGAGGAUAAAUUGAAGUUUCGAAGUUCGAAAGCAGUUUUUUACGCAGAUCAAAAGCUUUAUUUUUGAAGAUAAAGGCCACAAAAGUUGUCAAAAAUGACAUUUUUGGUAAAUUUUGUCCCUGAGAUGUCUCAGAAUUUGAUUGGAAAAAAAAAUAUUUUGAAAAAUUAGGCUCAAAGUUGCUCAAACUGAACAGUUUUUAAAAUUAUUAUUAGUAACAAAUAAAAUUUCCAGGACUUGAGCAAGGCCAACGCAUUGCUUGACGAAAGUAUUGCCGAACUCGAAGAACAGAUUUCAAGGUUACAAUCGGAAAUCAAGGUAUUUUCCUCGAUUCAAAAUUAAACUCAUCAAAUUGAAAUUUUUCAGGCCCAAACAGAGACCGAAAUCCGAUUGGAAGAGGCCAAAACCUCGAUUCGAUCACUUCAAGACGUGAUUUCUGAGAAAAAUCAGCGGAUAGAAGAUCAUAUCGAGGAGCAGUUGAGGCUGGAAGGCGAGCUGAUGAACAGAAAUGCAAAGAUUGCCGAGUUGGAGAGGUAAUUAAAGUAGAAAAAGUCAACUUUCAUUGCAAACCUGAAAGCCAAUCACCAUAAAAGUUGGGCUGUAGGGAUGAUUUUUCAGAAAACUUGGUCGCUGACAUUUUUGAAACCGUAAACUCGGGUUUGCCGCUUCAUUAAUCGGAUCUAAAAAAUUUUACUCUGUUUUUUUUUUUUGGCUCCAACAGUCACCUGUUUCAGCAGUGCUUAUUACAAUGAAAAAAGUUCUGCGUACAAUCUGGAUUUGGUUUCAGAGACUCUGUCUCCUCAACGCCUCGACAUGCUCUUGGAUCCCUGGCCGAACAGCUUGGCGACGCUGAUCGACAAGAAAUUAGCCGUCUCCGGGCCGAAAACCGGAAACUGAGGGCUCAAACCGAAGGAGCUUCUUCGACCACGGCAACUCCUGACACUUCGUAAGGAUUCAGUUACUUUGAGAUGUUAAUUUUUUUCCUAGUCCUGAAAAAAAAACUAAAAAACUUACGAAGAGCCGUGUGAAGCUCGAAAACCAGGUCUGGAAAGUGGAUUUUCUAAAUUUUCAGCAAAAUGUCUUAAGCGUCGCGGUCGCGAAGCGGCUGGAUAGUACUCUGGAAUUUGAUAGCUUACACUAUCUUACAGCUUCGGUGUUACCCGUAAUCCAGAAGCCAAAAAAAAAACAUAGUUUAAUAGUUUUCAUGCAAAUUUAAUGUGUACCAACAAGUUCAACCUGUAUAUUUUCGAAAUCUCGAAAUUUUCCAGAUUUUUGGUCCCUCCUGGCGAGGUCGAGGAACUGCGCACGAAUCUCGAGGUUCAAGAACAACGCGCCGAAGAGUUCCGAGUCGAAGCCGAAAAACUCAAAAUCGAACUCAAACAGUUUGAUUCGACGUUCGACCGUGUUAGUCAGGAGCUUCUGGAGGUCAGAUCGGACACCUGAAAAGAAGAAAUGAACGAACAUUUCCAGGCCACACGACAGAUUGAAGUGAUGAAAGUGGAACGAGAUGAGGCUCUUCAUGGCCUCUGUGACGCUCGCCGAAAGUUUGCCCAGUUCCAGACGGAGUUUGGCAAAAAGCUGGAGGAGGAGUCGGAGAAUAAGGUGAAGAACGAACAGUUUUCCGAUUUAGAGAAAAUAAAUCAGAACUGUAGAUCUGCCAUGUUUAGACAAAUUACUGUUUCCAUAUUAGAAUAAAAGGUGAACUCAUAAAAGGUGAACGCGACGGAGGCGGGACGCGUAGCGUGUGCGUACGCGGUUCUUGGCACGAGUUCAAUUCAACCGUCAGAGACUAUUCGGAGAAAUAUUUACUCGCUCUUUUCAUUUAUUAUUUCAUUUUUACAUUAAAAAAUAGUUGAAUAGAUGCAAAAACAGCGGUUCCAGAGCUUUUUUAAAAAGUCGGCGGCGCUUGAAUUGAACUUGUGCCAGGAACCGCGUACGCACACGCUGCGCGUCACGCCUCCCUUGCCUAUCAAGUGGGGAUGAUGGAUUGACUAUAAAUGCACAUAUUAUAAGGACUAAAAACUGCAUGUCUUUUAAAGAAGUUCAAUUUUUAACUGUGACCAGUUCUUGGUAGGAAAUUGAAAGUUCAAACGUUAAGCUUCUUCUUCAAAAAGUCUAGCUCUAUGAUUGAAAACAAGUUUUGAAUAAUUUUCUUUUUCUUUGCCAAAUAUAGUCUGUGUGCCACGACUUGAAGUUUCACCGAACGACAUUCCGUUCCGCUGCGUGCGUUCGCGAAGCGUCUUUCGAAUAUGGCUCACGCUUUCAAUGUAUUGUUAUUGCUGUGGGAGAACAUGAAAGUAGAGUACAUUAAUGAAAGAAAAAAAAAUUAAAAGCGCGACAAAAGUUGGCAAAGGCGCGCAGCGGCACAGCGGAAUGUUUGGUGAAAUUCCAAGUCGUGGUACACAGGCUAUAACUAUCCUUUUAUCCGUUGAUCGAUUAUUAACCUCGAUUCUUUUCCAGAUCCGAGAGCUGGAGUUUGACCUGAAAGAAGCCAAGCGGCGACUCCAACAGGCGGAUGAAGAUCGUGGCGAGAUCGAGGUUCAACUUGAAAGAGUCCGGGAAGAACAAAAGAGGCUCCGAGUGGACCUGGAUGAGGCCAGGGAACAGAGAGGACAACAGGAGUUGGCUCUUGCUCAUGCCGAAAGAGCACGAAGGAGUGUGGAGAAUGAGAGGAACGUCUUGAGGGUUAGGAAAUCGAGAAAAAUCUCAUUAAUGGGUUAUUUAAUUAAGGAGAGAUCAGAGAAGCUUGAAGAUGAGCUGGAGGACAUGCGAAUGCGACUUCUGAACACUGAUGAUGCUGCCAAGAGAUUGGAGGACCGGGAGAAGAUCAUGGUUUUUAGUUUUUACAGAAAAAUUAAGCUUUAAGUUUCUAGCUCUAACAAGAAGCUCAAAGUAUGUGUUUCCGACUCUCUUGAAGCGCUUUGAAAUCGAUUCAUUUUCCUCUAGGUCGAGCAGAAGAACCGACUUGGCGACUGUGAAGCCGAAGUCAGGACCCUGCAGCAGCAGCUCAAGCUGGAGCAGAACAAGACCCAGCGUCUCCGGGAAGACUUAGUGGCUGAGAAAUCGCGUGGAUCUGAAGUCGUCGGACGUCUUCGAUCGCUCUGCGCCGCGGUGUCGCUCAACGGCGGCAAAAUCGACACCGAGAUGGACGAUGUCAAGGUGAAAGAGGGAGAUAAUCAUGAAAAAGCAUAGUAAUUAGAAAGAGUUCAUAAUAAAAUAAUACCAUACAUGGGCACCGUUUUGAGGCGGCCAUUCUCCCAGUCUUACUGAAUUUAAGUCAAGUUCCAUUGAAGUUGAAACUUGAUUAAUUUAAUUUUUUCAACAAUUCUCCAGUAUUUUUUUAAACUCAAAAAUUGUCUUAAAGGCCUUCUUCAGCCGGAAAAGAGAGCAUCACUUCUGAAAUUGAAAAAAAGUUCAAAUAAAUCUAACUUGUGAAUUUGGAUCACUUCCAGCUGAUCGAUUCCAUCGAUGACGUCAUCAUGACGGCUCUCACCACAGCCAGACGUGAAUCCGACGCCCUCCGACUCCAACAGCACACACAAAUCGCUGAACUUGCCGAUUUGAAGAAGGAUAUCGAGAAAUUGAGGUAAAUAAAACAGUUCUUCUGGAAGGAACGAAAAUAUGUGAAGAGGUCUUGUUGAAAAAUGAAACUUGGGGACAAAAUCCGUUUCUCCAGAACUUGUAGGGAUUGAGAGCACGUCGGCAAAGAUCCAUAUAUCAAAAUUGUCUUCGUUUCUCAUUUCUUUAGGUUUCUUUUUCUUCACAGGGGAAAAAAGAAGUUUUUACGGCUUUUCAGUAAACUAUUUUCAUAAAUUUCAACACCUUCUAGCUUUUCAAAAAGAGAGUCAUAUUUAGACCCUUCUGGUACUUUCCUGUCUAUUCUUAUUUCAAGGACAUACUCAAAUAAAUGGACUUUUCCAAGAUUAGCAAGCGAAAAUUUGAAUCUUUUCUGGUCCAUUGUUGGCUUUUCCUUUCCAAAAGCCAACCCAAAGAAUUUCAAAUCCUCAACCCGUUUUGAUCGGCCUUUUUUCUUUGAUCCAUUGAAACGAACGCGUUGCAUGUGCAAAGAAGGUUCCCCUGGGGCGUGGCUGGGAUUCUCAACAACGAACACAAAGAAGAGAACCAGAGGAACGGUUGUACAAGACAACUUUCCUCGUUUUUCGUGCCAUUCGAAAAAAAAUGUCCAUUUCCUGUGUUCAAAGAAGGAAAAGUCAGCAACGGCCAAGGGAUAGCGUGUAUUUUUUGUGAGUUUCUUGGGAAAAAAGUGUUGUAGCUUAGGUAAAGUUGGGUAAAGCCUUUUUUAAAAUGUGUCCUGAAAAACUGAAAAAAAGGUUAUUUUGCUGCCUUUUGGCGUUUUUUUUACUAGCCAGAUUGACUCUUUUUGCCGCCUUUUAACACUUUUUUGAGCCUUAAAAAUCAUAAUUGAAAUCUUCAAAGAAGCCUCAAAGCGGGAUCCUUUCAGCAGCUUUUCUUAAGAUCUUCAGAGGGGUCACUAUAGAGCCAACCUUAGAGGCCCUUGGAGAUUCCCCUCUAGGAACAAUUUUAAACCCCUAUGAGGGUCAAUAAAGCUUGCUAAAUAGGUCCCUAUAGGGGCAUGCUAGUCGAUAAUUUUUAUAAACUCCCCCUAAACGGACCAUUCAAGCUCUAGGGGCCCAGGAUUCAGACCCUAAACCCCUAUAAAUACAACCUUGAUUCCACCUCUAUAGGGACCACCUUUAGUAGCUUUUUUUCUUUUCCCCCGAUCCCUAGUUGGAUCACUUCAAAAUUCCUGAGUUCUCCAAAAGUUAUAGACCUUUUCGGGCAAUUUUUGGACAUUUCUGACUUUGCCACAAAAAAAUAUACUUUCUAUUUGUAUUUUUUUUUUGUCUUGUAGGAGAAGCGAGAGCGCCUCUCUGACGGAAAGCGAUGAUCGUGUUCGCGAAUUGUCCCAGGAGAACAUUGGAAUGAAGGAACAGGUAUGGUUUUUUUGUAUAGAACAGAACAAUAAUAGGAAAAAAAGAGCUCUUUUUUUAUGAUCAAAAUUCUUUGAAAUGAAAGUGCCAUGGGAAAUUUCGUUGUUUUCACGUUUCGAAAGUUUCGAUUUUACGCUCAUUUUUUUGGACUGAAUAUUGACUUUAAAAUAAUUUCUCAAAAUUUCAAAAAAACAAAUAUGGCGUUUUUUGCUUUUUUCAGGAAGGUCUGAGAAUUUUUUUAAAGUUGUUGGGGAAUAAUGGUACUAAUGCAGAAAAAUUGUCGUUUUUUUCUAGUCUGAAAAAAAUUAAAAAAAAUAAGAAUGGAACUUCAAAAAAACUCACUCGACUUCUAUAAAUUUUUCAAGUUGAAUUCUUUGCUUUUUUUAUUUGUAAUAUUAUUUUUUUGAAUUGGUCGAAUAAGCAUUAAGAUGAUGGUUGUUAGAAUCUAAAUUUUGUAACUGUUAACUUUUUUUGAAUUUUUUUAUAAUGCCAUUUUUUUGGCGAAACUCUCGACCAAAAAAAGUGUAACUAUCUCCCUUGUUGCAAAGCUUUUUAUUCUUAUUACUUUCAUAAUUCUAUCAAAAACGGACUUAAGUACAUACAUAGUAUCAUGAAAUUUGCAGGUGUUCAUGGUCCAAGAAAAGGUCCGCGAGCUCAACAUUGAAAUCGCCACCAAGAACAGCGAAAUCGUGUCGGCGAAGCGAGAAAUCGAGGAGUUGCACCGUAAUCAGGUGCGUAUCUAAAUGGGAAUGGAUCAGUGGAUCUAAAAAGUUGAAAAAACUAGAUUUUUUUUUCUCUAUUUCGUAAGGUAAUCCAGAAGGAUUUACCGUAAUCCACCGCGUAUCUAUCUUAGAAUAGAUGAGGAUCGUUUUAUUUUGAUAAAAUUGAACUCAAAAAUAAAUAAGCGGAAAAAUUGACCCUAGUUGACCUUCAAUGGCUUUCUAAAAGAAAUGGGAAGAUUUUACUAUCAAAAAAAUGCGUAUCUAACUUGGAAUGGCUCAGAAAUGUAGCUUGAACGUCAUUGGAUUGAUUCAAAGCUCAAAAAAUGAUCGGAAAAGAAGUAGGGUGGACAAUGAAUAUGGUAGGGAGUUUUUAUAGUACCCUACAGUAUAUCUGCUUCCUACAGUGUUGUGGAGUUGUUAUUUUUCCUCUAAAUGUCAUUAUUUGAAAGUUUUGAUUGCCAUCAAAGAAGUAUUUUUUUUCAAUUUUUUUCAGUUAUACCUCAAACUCCUUUCCUUGAUCCCAUGCCUGAGCUUUCUUGUUUUUUUUUUUUAGGUAGUUUUCUAAAAUGGAAGGCGGGCUCCUUCUUUCAAUUUUUUCCGGAGUCUUACCUGAUCAUCCGUUGUAAUCACCUUGGCUUGUCCCCAUCAAGACAACAAGAUCCGGUCGUGGUUCCGAACAGACGUACGGCGGCGCCGGCGAAGAUUUACGAUUGAUGGAGGGGCGAGACAAUUGUUUAUGGGGAGGCGAUGAAUCAGAGUUGUCGAUGUUGUUGUUGAUCUUCUUGGAAUUCCUCGGAUUUUCUAGAAGUUAUAUACAGUACUGGCCAUAAAGGUAUUUCAAGGUGGUUAUUCGAGCAUAACUUGUCUGAAAGUGGCUCAAAUGAUUUGAAACUUUGAACAAAUUUUUAAAUAACUACGCAGUAACUUUUUUUCCCAGAAGAAGUACUCAUUUGCUCGAGUGAAACCGGAUUUGAGAGCAAAAAAACCGAAAAAUCCUGAAAAUGAAGAUUUUUUUCUCUUGAGAUUCGAAAAAUCAUAUCUUCGAAGAAACUUCGAUUUGAAAUCAGAAACUUUUUUUCCCGGUAAAACAAGUCUUCGACUUUCCAAAAAACUUAAUCAGCCCCCUAUCAACCCGAUAGUAAGAGCGUAGUGACUUUUUCUUUGGAAGGCCUUAUUCGUUUUGACGCCUCGUCAUUCAGAUGGACUAUACGAGGUCAUUUUUGUUUGAGAACACCAUGUUUCUUGUUAAAAACUUAAAAACACCCUCAAGAAUAGUUUCACACCGUUUUCCUCAGCUUUGUCACUAUAUCCUCUCUCCAGAACUCGCUUACUUCACUAGGUCUGAUUUUGAAAUCUCGGAUUCAAACAGUUUUUCUGGACUUACGGGCAUUCAAAGCAGUUUUUGUCUGAUCAAUCGCUUUUCAAUCGUGAAUUCGAAAAUACAUAAUGGCCAAAUUGCAGUCUCCCACUUCCUGAAGACUGCUAAUUUUUUUGCUGAAGCAUUAGUUUCACAAGAUCAAAAACUUAUUUUCCCAUAAAUUUUGAAGAAACGUUUUUACAGUGCCUAUUUUUUUGACCUGAGAGCUAUAAAGAGGAGUUACAAAUUUAUCUAAUAAUCUUAAACGUUUAAAAAAAUUAAAAAAAGGGGUUUUUUUAUCAUCUUUCACAAGAUUUAGAGCCUUCUAAGCAACACUUGUUGAAAUGAAGUUUUUGAGAACUUUAAGAAACUCAGUAUAACUCACUAUAUCUUUUGAGUAAAGUAAGCGAAACACAGUGAGUCUUUUUUUAUUUUUUUAUUCAUAAAGAUUCUGAAAAAGCUUUGGAAUCUGAAAUAAGAAAUUGAGAAUGUUCUGAUUUUUGGAAAACGAGCAGAACCGCUCCAAAUCAGAGGUUUCAAAAAUCAGACCCUAGUGAAGUAAGCGAGUUCUGGAGAGAGGAUAUAGUGACAAAGCUGAAGAAAACGGUGUGAAACUAUUCUUGAGGGUGUUUUUUUAAGUUUUUUUAACAAGAAACAUGGUGUUCUCAAACAUAAAUGACCUCGUAUAGUCCAUCUGAAUGACAAGGCGUCAAAACGAAAAAGGCCUUCCAAAGAAAAGCCACUACGCUCUUACUAUCGGGUUGAUAGGGGGCUGAUUAAGUUUUUUGGAAAGUCGAAGACUUGUUUUACCGGGAAAAAAAGUUUCUGAUUUCAAAUCGAAGUUUCUUCGAAGAUAUGAUUUUUCGAAUCUCAAGAGAAAAAUCUUCAUUUUCAGGAUUUUCGGUUUUUUGCUCUCAAAUCCGGUUUCACUCGAGCAAAUGAGUACUUCUUCUGGGAAAAAGUUACUGCGUAGUUAUUUAAAAUUUGUUCAAAGUUUCAAAUCAUUUGAGCCACUUUCAGAGAAGUUAUGCUCGAAUAACCACUUUGAAAUAUCUUUAUGGCCAGUACUGUAUAAUUUCAUUUUGAUAAGACUUCCUUUCUCUACUGUGCGAAGUUCUAUGUAUAAACACGUCUCCUGCGUUGAGUUUCAAGCUCAUUUCUGAUCCCCGAUUUUCGGAAAAAUAACCCCGUUUCUCAUCUUUUUCAUGAUCCCGCUCUCAAGCUCAAUUUCUAUGAGUCUAAUUCGAAAUUUUCCACUUAAUGUUCGGAUUUUACGACCUUUAGCUCCAUAGCUUCAUUACAACGCUAAAUGAACCAUUUUUCAAAGCAAUUUCUUUUUUCCUCAUUUUUAUAGAAACUCAUCAAGUUGGCGAUUUGCCGUGGAUUGUUAAAAUCUCUCUGUAUUAAACCAAGGAGAACGUAGAACGUAGUAGGAACGCUUUGUGGAAAGAUGUAAAGUUGAAUGAUUGGCAGGCGGCGUGUAUGUUCGUCUGUGUGUGUACCUCCGGACAACAUUUUCCAUCCUUCUCUUGCUCAAUUGCAAAAUUUUAAAGAUCUGUUUCAAUCGAGUCGGAUUUGACCAUUCUAAUGAUUUCGUCUUGAGAUUAUCAAAUUUUCAUCAGCUUCCAACCGGGUUUUUUGGCCUCACAGAGAGGUUUUUUAAUGAAAUUUGGCUAGAUUUCAUUAGAUUUCUUCUUUUCACAUCGAAAACGAGUUUGUGUUCAAGAACAGACUAGGAGAUCUGUGGAAAAAGAUUCCGUCGUUUAAAAUUUAAAUAAAAGGUCAUAUCAAGUAGGAAAAAUAUUUCAGAUAUUCGUAAGCUUCUUAGCAACCAUCAAAAAGCCACGUUUCGGAACACUUUCAUCCAAAAAAAAGUUAUAGACUUUUUGUAGCCACCGUCUUCUAUUAGAAAAGUUUGCUCACUCGGAAAGCGUUCUUUUUUUCGGUUUUAAGAGGCCUGAAGAUUCGAACUUCGCCUGGAAAUUGCAUCUGGUGAUACUUUUUGUCAAUUUUUCGAAGAACUCUUUUUUUCAAAAUUUAGAGUUCUCUAUCAUUCUUCAUAAUUUUCUUCCCUAAAAUUUUCUCCAAAUUCAAGCUUUUCAAAAACAGUUCAGAACUAUUUUUUCGAAAUUUUUUCACCUUUCCUGUUACAGUAAGAAAGAAAGCCCUUCUUUUUUUUCUUGGUCUUUUACCCGCUGUUCCUGCCUGUCAUUCAAGCGUGUGUCACCUCGGGUUGACAUUGAAACAGAAGUGCGAGGCGUGCCAUAUGGACUCACCAAGAGGAAAUGGACCUUCAUUUCAAAUUCUUCCCCCCUUCCGACUCAAUAUUUCAUUACUCAAACGAUUCAAUUGGGAGAAGACCGUUUUAUUGCUUCUUUAUUGAGUGGGAUAGCGUGAAUGGGUUUGGGUUUUGAGAUGGUUGAAUGGAAGAAAUAGAAGAUGGAUAGUACUAAAUUUUUGUGGUCACAAAGAAAAUUAACUUCUUUCUAUUUUUUCAUAAUUUUUGAAUAACUAUAAAACUUCUGAGCCUUUAUCUGAUCGUUUAUCUUGCGCAAUUAGCCUCCGUUUUUGACGUUUUUCAUGAGAUAAUUGCCGGUAUUCGUUAUAAUGGGCUGGGUAAAUGGGAAAUCAGUUGGUAAUUGGUUGAGUACAGAAAAAAGUCUUAAAGGUUCAUUUUCGAGAAAAAUUCAAUCAUAAUGGCUUGCAUAAGUGCCACCCUGACUUUCUAUUCAGUUUUUUUCAAUUCUUGCAUACCUUAUUUUUUAAAAAUCAUUCGAAUUUUCGAAGGAAGCUUUCUUAGAUUUUCUUAAAAUACUGAAAAAAUAAAUCUUUUAGUUGGUAGAAGCUUGAAAAUUACAAUUUUCGCCCUGCAAAUUUUUUGAAGAUUCGAGGUGUGUAACAUUUCAAUAUUCUCUCAGGCUUCCUUGAUUUUCCUAUAACUAACUGAAAUCUGACUCAUUUCUCUGGUAGUAACACCGGAAAUUGGGCGUCGAAUGUGAGGCGAACAGGACGAGAGGUCAAGAAAUGAAGAGGAGGGGCCAUGUGGCGAGACAUGAUCUCUAUCGGAAGUCACUUGCCUCUUUUGAUGCCAAGAUCUUCUUUAUUUUCCUUCAUUUUAUUAUUUCAAUGCUGAGAUUCUAGUAGAUUUGGAUUGUGGGAGGGUUCUGGAUUAUAAAAAAAAAUGAGCUUGAAACUUUUUUUUCUUUGAAGCCUCAACAUUUGAUCCUGAAUCCUUUUCUCAUCAGAAUUUCGAAGAUUUGAGCUCUUUCGGCAUGAAUUUUGUUGGUGGGAUCGAUCUUGUGAGCUUUUUGACGUUUUAAAGGAGACUUAUCAACUGAGCGGCCUUUCAUAAUUUCCAAAGUCUCAAUUUUGAUUUGACCUGAACUUUCUGCGAGGUCAAAAACCUAGCAGGAGAUCGAGUCAGAGAUUUUGACCUAAGAAAAUUUUUUUCUACGGUUCCUUUUAUUUUUUAUACUCCAUAAACUUUCUUUCACUAGAGAUUCGAGUUUUUCCGAUGUAUUUUCAUUUUUCAACACUACCUGACUUUUUUGAAAGUUCAAUUUUCUCUAAGCGGAGUCGAACGUGCGGCUCUCUGAGCCUAAGAAAAGAGUCUUACUAACUGAUCCAUGUAUCCUUUCAUCUUUCUGAUACAUUAAUCGGUUCUAAUCAGACAUUGAACCCUUGUCUAUGAAUGAUUUACAAUCGUUCCGUUAACUCUCUGACGUUUACAGACCUCGUCAGCUGUUAGCAACACGGAACUCGCCCGACUCCAGGUCUCCUUGCGCAAUCUACAGCUCCAGGUUUCUUCGAAUCAUUGGAAGAAGAUUAUAAAAGCAUAAUUCCAGGAGGACCUCCUCAAGCAGGACAACAACGAGUUAAGACAGAAGCUCGAGCUUGCAGAGAAAUCUCGAGUUACCGCCAAAAAAGACGCCGUUGGUUUUUUGAUUUUCUCAGGGUUUUUAUGUGGUCUUUGAGGUUUCAGACUAGAAUUCGUAAAUUUCAAGAACAACCCUUUGAAUAUUUUUAUGAGGAAAAAAAAUAGAAGUUCUAGUAAAGCCUGACUUUUAGUCUUACAUACAUUGUGUAGGAAUUUUUUAUAAUCUUUAUCAAUGUUGGUCUCUUUUGAAGGACUCCCUGACGUCUAUGCACCAGGCGCUUCUGGCCGACCACGACCGCCUUCAGAAUCUUCACGACCUUCUGACCCACGACUACGAAAACGCCAAACGCGAAAACGUCGACAUGAAGACCAAACUGCGGCAGCAUUUUAGGGUUCAUUUUUGAUAUUUACAGUGAAAACCAAGAAGCAAGAUUCAAAAAGUUGAGGGAAGAUUAGAAACAAAUUUUGAGUCUUUUUUUCAUUUGAUGAGGCAUUUCUCGUUUGGGAUAUUUACCGUUAUCUGUUAUUUGCACUGUAAGAAGGGCGCUAAUUGCAUUGGUUGGAUCCUUUUUAUGGGGUGUGAAGUGCUGCGCGCGUGUUAGCAGUUGUUAGAAUCGUACGGUAGAGGAACUCUUUACGUUUGAUUUUGUAGAAGUAUUGGGAUAAUGAGCUCUGAUUUUCAAUCUUACCAUGAUGAAAAAUGAAAAAGUUUCAGUACAUUGCAGAUUUUGAUACGUUGGCCUCUUUUUUGAGUUAUAGGAACUUUGAAGGUUUUAGGUUAAAUUAUAAACUGAGAGAUUCUUCAGCAGAGCAUAGAUGAAGACUUUUUUUGAAUAAAAAGUCAAAACUAAGAAUUUUUUCCAGUGAAAAAAGUACCAAAAGUAAUUACAAAAAGUUGAACAUUUUUUGAAUUUCUAACGCUCAUUUUUAGGUGGUAUGAAAAAAACACCAGCGAAAAUUCAAACGGCGACUUUUCCGAUUUUUUCAUUUCGCUAGGGAACUUUCCGACGGCCACCUUUCCGACGAAACUUUUUCCGACUUUUUUUCCCUUUGUGCUUUUCGGUUUAUAAAAAAAUUUAUAUAGGAAGAUGUAAAACGAAGAGUUUAUCGAGAAAAAAAGUCGGAAAAAAAUUUCGUCGGAAAGGUGGCCGUCGGAAAGUUCCCUAGCGAUAUGAAAAAAUCGGAAAAGUCGCCGUUUGAAUUUUCGCGGGUGUUUUUUUCAUACCACCCAUUUUUACCUCACAAUGUCAUCAGAAAAUAAUUCAUCUCUUCCCACUUUUUAUGAAACAAAUCGUAUCAGAAUUUUUGAAAAACCGCAUUCUUCCCUACGGCUCUUUUACAACGUUUAUUAGCGAUUUCAAACGUCUCGAGACACGUGUUUUGCAGUGUCGUUUUUCUUACUCUUUUCGUUCGUUCUUUCUGAUUUCCUCGGGCCCUCUUCUUCUCAGUUUUCACGUUUCGAAAACGAAGAAACAACUUUUUUCGAGGUAUUAGGUUUCACCAUGAGGCGUUUUGCAAAAUAGAAACACCCAAUAAUAAGAAUGGAAAUUAGCGUUUACGACAACGAUGUAGCCGCGAAUUUUCAGUCGAUGGCCUCGCCGAUGCUGAACAAUUCGUCGUCGAGGGAGCUGGACGAGCUCAGGCUGCAGUUGGCUCAGGUCAGGAUCGCUUCUGAUUUUGUUGAUUUUUUGGAAUAGUUGAUAAUUAGAAAAUUUGGAAUUUUCGAUUUUUUCUUACUGAUGAUUUUUUUUUCUGUUGUUUCAGUUUAUUUUUUCAGAUUUGCAUAUAUGAUUUUUCGUGAAAACUUUGAAAACUGGUUUUUUUUUCUUUAUUUUUUUUUUUUCGAAGACUUCACUUUGAGCUAUAAGCGAAGAAACAUUUGAUUUUUCAUUUUUUUUUUUUUUUCUGUAAAAAAGCUCCUUUUUUCAGUGAUGAACCUCUAAAGACUUCACUUUGUGUCAGAAUUGCUAAAAUUCCCAAUUUUUUCUGUGAAAACUUCAAAAACUGGUUUAUUUCUUCUCAAAACUUCAAUUUCUAGGGACUAGAAAAUGAUAAUUCACUCACUUUAAAAAUGCUUUUUUUCAGGAAAGAACCUCCAAGGACAAGCAACUUAGAGCUUAUGCUGAUUUGCACAAUGAGCAUGGAGCUACGAGGAGGCAAUUGGAGAGCUUGCGGUCUGUAUUUUUGCUCAUUUUUCAGAACUAGGAGGUCUUUUUUCCACGAAAAGUUGAUAUUUAAAAUGCUGAAAUUUGUGUUUUGAAAGCUUGAAAUCAAUAUUUUAUAGCCUAAUCUCUCUUUUUCAUCUUGAUUUUUAGAAAAUCGAUUUUUGAAGGGCUAGAACUCUUCUCUGGCUUUCAGAGAUUAAUUUUUGAUAGGCAAAAACUUAAAACAAUUUUUUUUCUUCUAAAUUUUGGUGAGUUUCAGUGUCAAGUUCAAAUAAUCAAUUUUUUAUUUGGAAUAGCUGAGUAUAAUUGAGUUGUAUAUUUCAGAUCGGAAAAUGAGCACUUGGCGAGGAAUCGCGACGCUCUCACAUCGGAACUUCGGAGAAUGAGAUCAACUGAACCUUCCCACGAGUGGAGCGCCGCCAUGAACGAUCUCAAUCACCAACUCCAGGCCAAAGAUUUGGAAAUCGCCAAGUUGAACAAUAAGAUCGAGGUAGUCACUUGAUUUUAAGGGAUUUACAAGGAAGGUCCUUUUUUUGCGGUUUGAUCACAACUCUAAGAAAAAAACUGUCGUAAAAAUUUGAACGAAAAAUCUUAUAAAAAGAUCAUUUUUUUACAACUCCACCCAAUGACCAUUCCAAUGACGAAACUUGACGGAAAAGCCAUGUGCAUCAAACUCUAACCUGUAAAAAUCCAACUUUCUUCGAAAUUCUUCGAAGACAUCGAUCAUAGCCGAUACCUGCGCGAAACUUUAUUUUUUUUUGUGGUAUGAGUUUUGAAAUUUGCCAAGUAACGGUUUCAAGCCUGACGCGACUAUGAACGAUCUAUAUUCAGACCACUCAAGAGUUUUGAAGCAAAUCUUAAGAUAACUCCAAACCUCCUGUGUGAUAUUAAAAAAAUACAUUUUUCAGAUGCUGACCCAGUUGAAUAAGACCUACGACGAGGAGAACAAAAACCUGUCGAGGCAAAUCGAGAUGCUUCUCACUCAGAAUAAAGAACUCUUGAACCGAGCUCUCAAUGAUAAGGACCAGUACCACCAGGAGCAGAAGGAUUUCCAGGUACAAACUUGAAUUAUGAGUUUCGAGAGGCCAUGAGAUGACAUAGAAUUUGCUCAAUAUUUCGCGUUUUUGCUGUUUAAAGUCGUAAUGUUUAUCCAAUGUCGGCAUCCGACCUUUAGCGGUCAUGCUUUAACGUAUUUUUAGGUCCCACGACGCGUUGAACCAUCCUCAGGCGCAUGAAUAUUUUCAGAAAUUCCAAUAAUAUAACUUCUCAGGAACGACUAUCGGCCCUCCGAAGGCACAAGGAGAAGCUCGAGGAGAAGAUUAUGGAUCAGUACCGAUCGAUGGAAAAUAAGAAGACGAGUGACAGGAAGCAGCCUUUGGUGAAGAGAGCCGCCAAGGCCUUGAUUAGCAGGGUACGCGCAAAUUUAGAGAAACGAAUACUGGAAAAACGGCCUUGCUAUAGUUCCUUCAUUUUACAAAAAAACGUUCUGCGUCUUGGAAUUUUGAGCAUAUUUUUGAAAACUUAUUUUUAUUGAGUCCUUCUCUAGAGUCUUGUAGAGCCCUUCUUCUUAUAAAGAGGUUCUCUCAAGACUGAUUUUUGCAGAGAAGAGCGACGUCGAACGGCGGCUCGACGACGGAGGACAGCAGCGCCUACUCGGCCGACGAAGGCGGCUCGCCUCCCCUGUUCAACGGUAAAUCACGGCCAGAAAUCUCGGCGCCCAUCCCGCUGUCGGUGAUUCCCGAGAACUGCCCGCUCCACGGCAAGCUCUGGGACAUUCACCAGCAGGCCGAGCAAAUCAAGCAGAAAAGCGCCUCGCUGCGCCUUCCGAUCCUCAAAAAACGGGCCAGCGUCGUGUUCCGCGACGAUCAUGGCUCAGCCUUCAACGGCGCCUACAACAAUCCAAACGUCCGCAAAAUGAUUGACAUGAACACGAGCGUCUAUGACAACUCCGAGUGAUUGUCCUUUUUUCCGUGUUUUGAAACGUUUUGAAAUGAUUCGCGAGGUCGUGGGAACCUAUGAGAGCUUCUGCCGAAUUUAGUAAAUUUUUUGAAAAGUAAUUUUAGUAAUACUUCUCGUUCUCUUUCUGUUGGAAGGAUGGGAACUUUUGCUCUGGUUUUUCUUCGGACUUAGGUGACUCGUAAAUUUUUUCUGAGGCUAUGUGAACCUUUAGAGGUUAGCCUUUUUUGGGAAAAAAGACUUCUGAUUGAAAGUUUGUGUUUAGCUUUACUCUUGGAAACUGAAAAAUAUAAUCUUUAGGCCCUAAGAGUCAAAAUUUUCUCUUAAAUAACAGUUCCAAGUAGAAAAUUCCUUUUCAAAAAGUUGCUUGCCAGUUUUUAGAAAAUUUUUCAAGUUUAGAAGUUUUUGUAUAGUCGAAUCGCUGCGACUUGAGACUUUUUCGUUGCUGAAGAAUGGCUUCAAGAUGGUUAUUGCGACCGACUUGAAGCGGUUCGCGCUUAAAAAAGCCUUGCUAAACAUGAUCUGCAAAACAUAGAGCCAUUCUACAUGCGACCAGUGGGGUCUACAGUCGUAGCAAAUCAAAAUAAUAUCAAGAAAAAACCUCCGCCGCUUGCUUCAAUCAAUGUGAUCUUUGUAUAGAAAGAAAAAAUAUUGAAUCCCUUUUUUUUCUCUGAUUGCUCCAAAAUCGAUGAAAUGACGGGUGACAUCAUUCUGUGUUAUGAAUUUCAGUGUAAAAUUAUGUUAUUUGUCUGUACAGCAUGACUAUUUUAUGUUUUUUGGUAGCAUUUUGUGUAUUUUCGUACUUGUCCUCAUGUCCUGUGUUCCCCUUGUCCUCGUGAAAGUGCUAUUAAAAUAAAGUGUUUUUUGCUCGUUUUUUUUUUUGUAAAUGUGAUUUUUCGUUUCUAGUCGUUGUUGCAUGUUUUUGUGAAAAGAAUGGAAUAAAAAUAAAGAAAAAUGAAAAAAAUGGAGAACUGCGACCUUUUUUUCUGCUUAUCAAAAGUUCUCUUCAACAUUUUUUUGUGUUAGAUUUUUCAGUUUAUCAAGAGGUUUGACUAUUUAAAGAUUUUUAAGAGAAAAAGAGUUUUUGAUUUCUGCUUCUAAGUAAGAAACCAUUGAAAAUCGAAAAAAAUUAUAAAAUUUUUCCUUUCUCCAUAGGGACAAAAUGUUAUAGAUAAUUGUAGUUCCUCAUGUUUAUGUUCAAAAAAAACGUUUCAAUUGAAAAACAUGAUAUUUUUUUAAAGUAUGGCUUUACUUUUUCUGUUUUUUUAUAUGAAAGGACUUCCUCUUGUAAAAAAAUAAACUAUGAUCGAAAAAAAGCUUUUUUUCAGAAAUUUUUUUGUUUUUGUAUUAAAAAAAUCGGUUCCUAAAAAAAAGUAAUAGGUGAGGAAAAAAGGAAGGUUUUAAUGAGAAGUUGAAAAAAAAUUAAUUGGUUUCAACAUGCUCCUACGAAUUUAACUUGAGGACACCAUAAAAAAAUUAUUUUUUUGAUAAAUAUGAAAAAAAUUAUACGAGUUUUUUUGAAGUCGAAGAAAAAAAUGUAUAAAACUUUUAAAAAAAAUUAUGAAACAUUAGAAAUUCUCUGUUUUUUCUGCCAAUUUCUCCCUAAAUCUAGAAGGACUACCCAAAAAUAUUUAAAUUUUGAAAAAAUUACUUUCCUCAAUAUUCGUUUCACAUCUUCUGUUUUUGUUAUCACUUCCGGCGCUAUAAUUUAGGGUCGGAAUCUAUAAAGUAUCAGUUCAACUGUCAAUAAUCUAAAAAUGCAGCGGUGAUGGGCGUUUGAAUCUCUUCUGUUAAAAUUCCACCUCUACUUCUAAAUUUGUAGGAGCAACGGAUGACUGCGACGGACUCGCCCCGACUUGCUCCUCUUCGGAUGACCAUGACCGGAAUUCGCCCCGCUAUGAGACUAUCCCACCUCUCCAAGGUGCUCUUUCCUAUCUCUUCCUUUUUUCUCCUUUCGAUAAUCCUUAACGUUUCCAGAACUAACCUCGACGCGUUACUCGGCGAUGCGACAACGCGGAGAUCCGAUCGGCGGAUCCGUGAGGAUUGGCACUGGGCCAAGACGGCCUCUGAUCCAUUCCAGGACCUAUGAUCAUAUCAUUUUGAAUGGUGACUUUUUGGUUAGAUUCGUUGCGAGGUUUAAGAAAGGCUUAGAAGUUGUGAAACUUCGGAGUUGAACAAUUAUUUUGAGGACCAUAUUAUUUUGAUUGGAGAUCUUUCGGACACACCUUGGAUAUGUAUAAAAAAGUUGAAAAAAUUGAUUUUAGUGUCCUGAUAUGGCGGAUGAUUUUUUGAUCCAUUUGUGAACAGUUUCAAGAAAAUUCGUCGAAACAAGUUUUAUUAAAAUCAAAAUUGGUGCACAACUUCAAAGGACAGAUGCAAAAAAGUAUUUCUCUCUUUCUUUGUUCUUUAUUUUUCUACGCUCUCUUGCUUAAAAGUUUUCUGAGAUUUUUUUGAUUAUAAAACUUAAAAAUUUGUCAUUGCAUAUCUUUUUUUCGAAUAGAGAAAUUCAUCAUUAUUUAGAUAGAAAGUGAAUUUUUGAGCCCUCUAACUUCACGAGAUCGUUAGAUUUUCAGAGACAUAUGAUCUCUAUUUCUUUGGCGUCUCUGCGAUCCCCACGUUCUUUUGUUUUGAAUAUUCAGAAUUAUCCGUUUUCCGUAGAAAGUUAUUCAGAAAAUUUUCUCCAUGAAGUUUGGAUCUAAAAAUUCAAAACUAUCUCUGACUCUCCCAAACUCAGUUAUCUUUUUCUUUCUCUGACGGCUAUUUUGCAUUUUGCGGAAUCAUUUUCUCGAAACGAAGGUCUCAGUCUGCAAAAUAGCUCUAAAACAGGAAAACAGUUGGUUUGAACAGCCGCAACAUGUUUGUGCACAACUGUUUUUUUAAUCUGGAAAGUUUCUCUUUACAUGCAAAGAGAAAAAGUUACAUAGGAUUUAUAAAAAAAAGCAAAAUUUCUCUGUAAAAAGUUCAUGGAUUACAAGGUAUAUAUAUCUGGAAGGUGAAGCUGUCAGAAGACAAUUCAGGAAUUGAAAAAAAAAAUUAGGCUUUAUCGAAAACGAAGCAUUUGCAGACGUCAACCCUCUCUUCGACAAGCCUUCGAGCACUCUGCCGCCGAGAGCUCCGGUCAGGAAUUCCUCGGUGACGGCGAGCCUCCGAUCCCGACCCCCGCCCCCACCAUACCAAGCCAAAAAUGGCGUGGUGCCAAGGACCCCGCCAAGCUAUCAGAAUAGAAAUCCGCAUCCGGUUCGUUAGAAAGAACCAAAUUCAAGAAAUCAUUAUUUUUCUUUUCAGUCCCCAAUGGACUCGCCGCCCUUGUUCCAGCCAAGAUGUUCGUCUACGCCAAAGAGCGGAUCGCCGAUGAGAGAGAUCGAAGAAAUCCCCAGGGAGAAUGGGGCAAGUGCUGUCAUCUCGGAUCGGCUGGUCGUGCCGGAAGGCGAGCAAAGAACCUUCAUCAGAGAGAAGGUGAGACGAAAAAGAAGGAAUUUUGAUUUCAGAAAGUUUCCUUUGUUCGUUCUUUACUUUUGAUUUUUGUGGUAUAAAGAAGUUAUAGCUAACUUUAUUGACGUUCUAAAGCUUCCAAGCCUUCAGAGCGCGUAAGUCGACGUUUUUCCGACAAGUUUGAAAUUUGUAGUAGCCUAGGUCGAUAUUUCAGAAAUGUCGCCAUGUUUUAAAAGUCUAAGUGCUUUUUAGCUUUUUUUAAGACGAGAAACCUGGACUAUCAGCUUUUUUGAAAUCCUUAUUCACAAUUAAGUAGAGCUCAUUAGUUGAUUUCAGUACCGCCUUUUCCAGAUUUCGAAGGCUGCUUCCUUUUCUGAGCUGAUUAAAGCUCAGGCGAAAAAAUCUCCUUAUCUUGAUAAUUUCCACGGGUUUUUCCGAUGCUUCCACCCAAAUGAAUUUCUAUCAACGUUAGAAAAGUCUAAAAAGCGGUUUUCAUGCGUCAAAUUCCAGGAAGAACGAGUGGACAAGGCGAUGAGCUACUACGAGAACGUCAACAACCCGUCGAUGCUCAACGACUCGACGACGAACAACGGAAACGAGAAGGCCAACGAGAGCACUGUUUGGUACGAGUACGGAUGCGUCUAA
Molecule: messenger RNA, 24481 nt
Organism: Caenorhabditis auriculariae
Lineage: Eukaryota; Metazoa; Nematoda; Chromadorea; Rhabditida; Rhabditidae
Source: the annotation of a GenBank genome assembly